Molecule: messenger RNA, 776 nt
Organism: Drosophila albomicans
Lineage: Eukaryota; Metazoa; Arthropoda; Insecta; Diptera; Drosophilidae
Exons: 2
Coding region: 91-708 (205 amino acids)
Biological process (GO): vesicle-mediated transport
Cellular component (GO): membrane
Source: RefSeq, a predicted model, not a curated record
CUUCUCAUUCAUUCUUACAUGUUGUCAGGUUGGCAGUAAACAAAAGAGAAUUACGAUUAUUACAAAUAUUUAUGCGGUGGCACAAAAACAAUGAGCAAUCUUAAGCAAGAUCUCGAUGAAUAUUUGCUGCUGCAAAGCGAUCAGAAAAAGAAUUUCAAUGUGAAACUGCCACAGCUCAAAGUGCCGUCCGGCCUCUCACAAAUCUUCUCGCGCUCCGAUGAGACACCUGAAGCAAACAGUUGGCUCAAGGACACACAGGAUUCCUGCUGUCCCAAGCUGUCACGACUGCAACGCAUUGUGGGCUUUGUAGCCUGUCUCGGCAUGGGCUGCCUUUGCAUGACACUCUCCACACUUUACAUACCCGUCCUGAUGCUGAAACCCAAAUUUGCGCUGCUUUUCACAUUGGGCAGUCUCUUCUUCAUCAUUAGCUUUUGCUUUCUCGUCGGCUUUCAGACGUUCUUCAAGCAAAUGUUCUCCAAACCGCGACUCCUCUCAUCCAUCUCCUACAGCGGUUGUCUGAUAACAACGCUAUACUUCGCCCUGGUGGCAAAAAGCACCGCGUUUACGGUGCUGUUUGCGGUGGCCCAGAUUAUCACGCUGCUCUUCAUGCUGCUGGGAAUGGUGCCCGGUGGAGCGACGGGUCUCAAGUUCUUUGGGCAGUUGUUCAAGAGCAGCGUCUCAGCGUCGUCCAGUGCGCUUCCCGUUUAACACCCACGAAUCACUUGCAAAUUAUACAAAUUAUUUAUUAAACGUUAAUAAACAACUUUUAUGUGAUA